CACUCGAAUUUUUUACUCGGCAUUUAAUGAGCUACAAAACGCAAUUUCAUUGACGGCUUGAUUCUCCUUACCAUCUUCCACAACACAAAAGAUGCAUGUCCUCAUUGCUGGCGCAGGUGUUGGCGGCCUGAGCUUGGCUCAGAGUCUGCGCAAGCAAAACAUAUCCUUCGAGAUCUUCGAGCGUGAUUCUGACGCGGAUGCCCGUUUCCAAGGAUGGGCCAUAGCGAUUCAUUCCAUUGUCGAUACGCUCCUAGCCGUGCUUCCAGAGGACAUGCCUGAUUUAAGGGCUUCGACAGACCACUUAGUACCGCUUGAGCUAUCGGCCCAAUUAAGCAUGUACUUGCCGGGAAGAGAAGAUCGCUGGGGGUUUCAGGACUCAGCAGAUUUUCCAUUCAUCCGCGCAGAGCGUCGCCGCCUUCGAAACUGGCUGAUGACUAAAAUUCCGGUGCAAUGGGGCAAACGUCUUGAGAGCUUCGAACACGACGAUCAUGGAGUCACAGUGCGAUUUACGGAUGGCAGCACUGCCAAGGGCGACCUAUUGAUCGCUGGCGACGGCAUUAACAGUGUAGUCCGGGAGCAACUCCUUCAUCGCAAGGCCAUUGAGCUUCUCAAAGUCGUUCCUCUGGCCACCAUUGUCGGAGAGCUAGAACUUUCGGGCGAGGAGAUGAAGAAACAACUCGCACUCGGUCACAGUGGAUACAUGCUCAUUCGGCCAGAUCUUGGUUUCAUUGGUUUCGCAGGGCUGCAUUAUGUCCAACCCGACGGACUCUCGGCUCGCUACUACUGGAAUUUCCUGGAAACCGACGCUGGCAUUGGCCAACCCGGCCACUGGUUACAGAACGCCAGUCAACAGGAAAAGUUGAACCACGUACUCGAGAACACGCGGAAGCUGUCGCCUAAAUUCCGCACGAUUUUCGAGACGACAAAGGCGGAGCAUAUUCAGAAGGAAACCCGCGUCUGGCGAGACCUUGAGCUGGACCCUGCCCAAGUCCCAGCUUGCCGGGUAAUUCUGAUGGGCGAUGCCGCACAUGCCAUGGUGCCUUUUCGAGGAGAAGGUGGCUAUCACACCCUCGUCGACACGAUUGUGUUGAGCAAAGUGCUUGGUGAUCUGGCCAGCAGCGGUGACUACAAGGAUAUUCACAAGGUCAAGAACGCCGUCGCCUCUUUCACCGGGGCCAUGCUUAAACGAGCCGGACAGGCAGUGCGAGAUUCCAGGAACUUGCACACUGACGCACAGCGAUUUGGUCCGGAUGGUAAGCCUUUGGCCUUGAAGAUUGUGCCUUUGCCGGACACCAAGAUCAGACUUGGAACUGUGUCAGUUUGAUCUCGCCCGUGUUAAGGUUGUUUCGAAGUCAAGCUUAGGCUUGGGUCGGCUUGAUCUCUGCCUUUAAUUUAUCGGAGCUUAUUGUCAUGUUAUUCUUCCGCUGCGUAUGAUCAGAGUUGAGGUGGAAACGCUUCUCGAAGACCUAAUUGGUAGUCGGCUAUAAAAUCACCUCUUCCUAGCCAAAUUUCAUCGUAGAUUUUGCUUGCUCUCUUCUUUCCAUCAAUAUUCCACCCAGUCCUCCAGAGAGGCUCCAUGAAGUUGUAGCAUUACCUUUC
This is a messenger RNA of Dissoconium aciculare CBS 342.82, 1599 nucleotides long. RefSeq names its product FAD/NAD(P)-binding domain-containing protein. The transcript is spliced from 4 exons. Lineage: Eukaryota; Fungi; Ascomycota; Dothideomycetes; Mycosphaerellales; Dissoconiaceae. The coding region runs from base 92 to 1324 and encodes 410 amino acids. The record is from RefSeq and is a predicted model, not a curated record. Gene Ontology annotation, molecular function: FAD binding.